Molecule: messenger RNA, 1851 nt
Organism: Gloeophyllum trabeum ATCC 11539
Lineage: Eukaryota; Fungi; Basidiomycota; Agaricomycetes; Gloeophyllales; Gloeophyllaceae
Exons: 2
Coding region: 1-1470 (489 amino acids)
Source: RefSeq, a predicted model, not a curated record
AUGAACCGGGUGGGCUGGGCGCCCAGGCUCGACGACUACCACUUCAUCCUGGAGCAGUUUGCUGCGGUCGGGCAUUACAUCGGGACGCGCAACGUGCUGAAGGAGAUGAUCCGCGAGGGCUUUGAGCCGACGCAGAAGACGAUUGGGCUGUGUCUGCAGUCUAUUGCGUACCGGCUGAGUCUCCCGUGCAAGCGGAGGCAUCGGAAGCGUCUCGUGCGGUGGACACGAUUGGUCCUCGAUGAGGUUCUGCAGGAGAUGUGGACGAGGAAGAUCCCGUUCACGUCGGUCAAUAUGGACUUGGCUCUACGUGUCCUGCGGGAGAAGACAGAUGUCGAGGGUUUCGAGCAGCUUUUACGCGUCUCUUACGGCCUCGACCUCGCAAACCCCGACAAGCUCGCGUUGGAGCACGUCAACAAGGCAGAACCGACCGCGCUCUUGGCAUUCUCUACCGCCACCCUCAAUACCACGAUUGACACGCUAGGGCGGUUUGCACCGGUAUCAAAACUUGUCACAGCUUUCGAAGUGAUCACGAAUCCUCCUGUUGCGAGCAAUCCUCCCUUCGCGUUAGAGGACGACGACGAUGAUUUCGGAGUACCUCCGGACCCUCAGGCAACGCUAAGACCGCCAUACGCUGAGCCUAACACCAAGACAUACACUCUCCUUCUACAUCAUCUCUCCGCCCAGCAUCAAACGACUUUUGUUAGACACUAUUUGAUCCAGGCGAUGCAGGCCGAGUUCCAGAUGGACCGGCGAAUACGCGGAUUAAUCGAAGCGGGGGUGCCUCUGGAGAAGAUACCGUCGCAUAACAUGGCGGUCAACCGCGAUAUGCUGCAGUCUGUCUUCAACCAUGCCGUUGCACGGGACAAGGGAACGCUGAUGGAGUUUGUCGCGCGAGCCACCAAGCGGGCUCUGCGGCGAAAGAGAGUUUAUUUAGAGUACUACCAGGGUUUGCUGGAGAAGUUGUCCGCGGAUCAGCCGAUCGCCGCCGAGGCUGUCCCAGACGAUGAGGACGUCAUCCAGGAUUCUGCGUCCUCUUCUUCCUUGUCCUCGGAAGAGACCAGUCAACCUGCUUACAAGCCGACGUAUCAGGAUGCUGUGAUAUCCCGGAUAUUCGACGUCGACCUGGACGCGCCGCCUAAUUCGCAGGCGAAACCUCGAAGUCAUCUCGACAUCCCUACCCAUAUACGCAUCUUAUGGCGGGACAUCCGAGAGAUCUCGGAAUUUAGUGUCCGCGUCGAAUAUAAGCAUGAGAAGUGGCUGAACGCGCUGAAGCGAGACGUAGCGCGGAGAGCCGCGCAGGGCAAAUCUGUGUAUCUCAGGUCGCUGGGUAAAUCGGUGCUUGCCCCGCCCGAGGUGGUUCUGAGGGAGGACACGAAGACGUCGGCUGCGGAAGCCGACGGAGGGAAACGGCAGGAAGUCGAACAGGGCGAAGGAACGGAACGGAUCCCGACCCAGGUCAAGGAGGCAUGAAGGCGUGAUUCGUGCCCUUCAGUUCCUAUGACUUCAUCACGACCCACACGAAACCUUGUAUUUAUUUGCUUAUUUAUUGCCGCAUCAGUCGACACGCCGGUCAAUACAUCAACUAGAUGCUCCUACGAAGUUGGAAGAUCAACAACAAAAGCAAACUAUCUGGCCUGACCUAACCCCUCGUUUAUCCUGCGGUAGUCGACAGCAAUUCUGGUAUGCCGAGAUACCCUCUCCAAGCACGCAAGAACUGAUAAGUAGAGGAUGCCCGCUGUAUCAUAAUUCACAUGUACAUUAAUCUCGGCUUGCUUUGCAUGGAUGGCACAAUGCAGUCUUGGAUCGAAGCCCCUUCCACGUGAUCAAGCUGCGUCACUUUCACAAUUCACG